Messenger RNA from Penicillium angulare, 477 nucleotides. Its product is annotated as Scytalone dehydratase. The record is from RefSeq and is a predicted model, not a curated record. NCBI's taxonomy places the organism in Eukaryota, Fungi, Ascomycota, Eurotiomycetes, Eurotiales, Aspergillaceae. Gene Ontology annotation, molecular function: scytalone dehydratase activity. The coding region runs from base 1 to 477 and encodes 158 amino acids. Gene Ontology annotation, biological process: melanin metabolic process. The transcript has a single exon.
AUGUUGAGCACUUCUCGGCCUGUCAUACAAUGCCAAAAUCACCUCUUCGACUGGGCAGAAUAUAUGGACCUGAAGUCCUGGUCUCAGCUCAAAGGUCUAUUUGCGCCAAAGAUCACGAUUGACUACACGUCGGUUGGACGCGCCCAACUUUCAUUGGUACCACGGGCAACCUUUGUCCAAGUCCUUUCAAGCCCCGGCAAACUGGGAAAUCCUGGGGUAGUUACACAACAUUUAAUUGGGACAUGCAGAUGCUUAAAGCUAUCUGAGAAUAAGCCAAAGGACAAGUUUCAGAUCAAAGCCGCGCAUUUGAGGAAAUCGGAUACAGAUGAUGGGAAUGUGGUUGAUAAUGCGAAUGCAUACAGUAUCAACACGUUUGAAUUCGAGCUCAAGGAGGAAGGCUGGAAGAUCGUGUCAAUCACAGUAAUGGCGAGGUCAAUGGAGGGUGAUUUUAUGGAUAUUUUCAAGAGCAAGAUUUAA